AUGUCCAAGCCGGUGGACCACGUUAAGCGGCCCAUGAACGCCUUCAUGGUGUGGUCGCGAGCUCAGCGGCGCAAGAUGGCCCAAGAGAACCCCAAGAUGCACAACUCGGAGAUCAGCAAGCGCCUGGGCGCCGAGUGGAAGCUGCUCACCGAGUCGGAGAAGCGGCCGUUCAUCGACGAGGCGAAGCGCCUGCGCGCCAUGCACAUGAAGGAGCACCCCGACUACAAGUACCGCCCGCGACGCAAGCCCAAGACUCUGCUUAAGAAGGACAAGUUCGCCUUCCCGGUGCCCUACGGCCUGGGCGGUGUGGCGGACGCCGAGCACCCGGCGCUGAAGGCGGGCGCGGGGCUGCACGCGGGCGCCGGCGCCGGCCUGGUGCCCGAGUCCCUGCUCGCCAACCCGGAGAAGGCGGCCGCAGCCGCGGCCGCGGCGGCCGCCGGGGGGCACACACACUCGCACCCCAGUCCGGGCAACCCGGGCUACAUGAUCCCGUGCAACUGCAGCGCGUGGCCCAGCCCGGGGCUGCAGCCGCCGCUCGCCUACAUCCUGCUGCCGGGUAUGGGCAAGCCCCAGCUGGACCCCUACCCCGCGGCCUACGCCGCCGCGCUAUGA
Messenger RNA from Elephantulus edwardii (Cape elephant shrew), 612 nucleotides. RefSeq names its product SRY (sex determining region Y)-box 21 (gene SOX21). The record is from RefSeq and is a predicted model, not a curated record. Gene Ontology annotation, molecular function: DNA-binding transcription factor activity, RNA polymerase II-specific; RNA polymerase II cis-regulatory region sequence-specific DNA binding. Gene Ontology annotation, biological process: cell differentiation; anatomical structure morphogenesis; regulation of DNA-templated transcription. The coding region runs from base 1 to 612 and encodes 203 amino acids. The transcript is spliced from 2 exons. NCBI's taxonomy places the organism in Eukaryota, Metazoa, Chordata, Mammalia, Macroscelidea, Macroscelididae.